This is a messenger RNA of Neoarthrinium moseri, 762 nucleotides long. RefSeq lists its product as uncharacterized. Gene Ontology annotation, cellular component: cytoplasm. The transcript has 4 exons. NCBI's taxonomy places the organism in Eukaryota, Fungi, Ascomycota, Sordariomycetes, Amphisphaeriales, Apiosporaceae. Bases 1 to 762 code for a protein of 253 amino acids. Gene Ontology annotation, biological process: L-tryptophan biosynthetic process; L-histidine biosynthetic process. The record is from RefSeq and is a predicted model, not a curated record. Gene Ontology annotation, molecular function: 1-(5-phosphoribosyl)-5-[(5-phosphoribosylamino)methylideneamino]imidazole-4-carboxamide isomerase activity.
AUGAGAUUGAACCUGCACGCAGGCCAGGUCAAACAGAUCGUGGGCGGAACCUUGGACAGCACCACCGCCGAACUGAAGACGAACCAUGUCUCGCUGCAUCCCGCGGGGCACUUCGCGAAGCUGUACAGAGACAAUGCCCUGACGGGGGCGCAUGUCAUCAUGCUGGGCCCCAAGAAUGAUGAGGCAGCCACCGAGGCGCUCGCAGCAUGGCCUGGCGGCCUCCAGGUCGGCGGCGGUAUCAAUGACCGGAAUGCGAAGGAGUGGAUUGAGAAGGGCGCUGAGAAGGUCAUCAUCACAUCCUACCUCUUCCCAGAGGGCAAGUUUAGCCAGGACCGGCUUGACGCCGUCCUGAAGGCCCUGGACGGGGACAAGAACAAGCUGGUCAUCGACCUAAGCUGCCGGCGACAGGGCGACGACCGCUGGUUCGUCGCUAUGAACAAGUGGCAGACCAUGACGGACAUGGAGGUCAACCAAGAAUCCAUCCAGCAGCUCGAGCCCUACUGUUCCGAGUUCCUGAUCCACGCGGCCGACAACGAGGGGCUGCAGAAGGGCGUCGACGAGCGGCUGGUCGGGCGGCUGGCCGAGUGGUGCAGCAUCCCCGUGACGUACGCGGGGGGCGGCCGCCACCUAGAGGACCUGGACCUGGUCAAGCGGCUGAGCGGCGGCCGCGUCGACCUGACCAUCGGCAGCGCCCUGGACUGCUUCGGCGGCGACGGCGUCAGGUUCGACGACUGUGUCCGGUGGAACCGGAGCCAGGAGUGA